CUAGGCAUGCAGACUGCUUCUACAAACAUUUGUGAAAGAAUGGGUCACUCUCAGGAGCUCAGUGAAUUCAAGCGUGGUACCGUGAUAGGUUGCCACCUGUGCAAGAAGUCCAUCCGUGAAAUUUCCUUGCUACUAAAUAUUCCACGUCAUCUGUUAGUGGUAUUAUAACAAAGUAGACGAAACUGGGAACUGGGAGUGGGCAUGCCGCCACUGGACUCUAGAGCAGUGGAGACAUGUUCUCUGAAGUGAUGAAUCAUGCUUCUCUGUCUGGCAAUCCAAUAGAUAUGUCUGGGUUUGGCGGUUGCUAGGAGA
Molecule: messenger RNA, 312 nt
Organism: Staurois parvus
Lineage: Eukaryota; Metazoa; Chordata; Amphibia; Anura; Ranidae
Source: the annotation of a GenBank genome assembly